Hyphopichia burtonii NRRL Y-1933 is the source of this 3336-nucleotide messenger RNA. RefSeq names its product DNA-binding transcription factor (gene CAT8). The record is from RefSeq and is a predicted model, not a curated record. Bases 1 to 3336 code for a protein of 1111 amino acids. The transcript has a single exon. NCBI's taxonomy places the organism in Eukaryota, Fungi, Ascomycota, Pichiomycetes, Serinales, Debaryomycetaceae. Gene Ontology annotation, molecular function: DNA-binding transcription factor activity, RNA polymerase II-specific; DNA binding; zinc ion binding. Gene Ontology annotation, biological process: regulation of DNA-templated transcription; DNA-templated transcription.
AUGUCCACCCUGAUAAGUUCAUUUAUAAAAGCAGACGACCUUAUAAUGGGAGAUCCGUUGCAACAGAAUGGAGACCUGCAACAGAAGAUACAGCAGGAUUUACAACAGAAUAUACAGCAGAAUAUCCAAGAGCCAGAUACUAAAGUAAAGGCACCAAGGAAACCCCGGGCGAAAAAAAAGAGUUCUCCAGGCGAAGGAUCGGGGACCAAUACCAAAACCAUUAAAGCACCAGGUUCGACAACGGAAAGAGUUGCCCAGGCCUGUGAUAGGUGCAGAGCCAAGAAGGUGAAAUGUGACGGACGUCAACCGUGCUCAAGCUGUGCUGCUACCGGAUUGAAGUGUAUUGUCAGUGACAAGCUUUCUAGAAGAGCAUUUCCAAAAGGUUAUACCGAAACUUUAGAAGAAAGAAUACGUCAGCUUGAAUCAGAAAACAAAAAGUUGGUGGGGUUGUUGGAUAUAAGGGAUGAACAACUUGAACUACUUAAUUCAAGCGUUGGUCACAUUGAUGAAGAACAAGCGAGAAACAAAAGGAGCCAACCAAUAACUUCUUCGAAUCUCUCACUUUUGAAUAACGAGAAUGGUAAUGAGGUAUUACAUUCGCAUCUUCAUGAUAAAGGGUGUCCUUGUGGAUGCACAACCAAUCCGCUGGCGGUUCACGAAAGGCCAGUUUCAAUAGCCGGUUCUAUAUUUGACUCUAAGGCCACCGACAAGGUAUCGAUUGCAGGCUCGAUUAAUUUGAGUGAUGAUGACGAUGAAGUGAGUCUUUUGAGUUUCAAUGAUGAUCUGUCGAUUCAUACCAAAGAUGAUAAUCAAAGAUACCCAAUUAAAGAAGUCACCCCAGCACCAGGAGCAUUUGCAGCAGCUACUGCCAUUGCUCAAAUGCAAAAAAAUAAAACCGCUAGUCAACAAGAAUUAGAUGAAACAAAUAAACAACAACAGUUAACCAGACUUGUUGCAGUAUCGAUUCCUCGUAGUACCGAGGAGACUUUAUUUAUUCCGACUCUUCUCGCAAGAAUUUGUCAAGUUCAUGGUUAUCAUUCCAAACCAGCUAUAUUAACUGCCAAUGCAAUUGCUUCUUUAAAAGAAAAUUCCAAUGAAUCCAUGAAACCAGAUGCAUCCUCUCAUGUUAUGAACGAAUUUCUCUUGAAAAUUAUCUUGAACCGAGUUGGAAUUACCAAACUCGAGGAUUCAGAAGCAUCGUACUUUAUACGAAGCAUUAAAUUGCCUACUUCGAGACUUGACUUGGACCAUUUGGUCACAAUCUAUUUCCAGGAUUGGGGCAAUGUUUUCCCUAUUCUAGAUAAGAAUUCUUUUUUGAAAAAUUACAUGAAGUUAGCCAAUAUACUUGAAUCUUCCGAUGCUCCUCUUCAUUCAGAGGGUGAUUCUUCCUAUGAGCUGGUUGAAAAAUUUGGUGCCAUCAUGGUUUUGGUAUUAAGUUUAAGUUUGUUAUCAAAUAAAUAUAGUGAAAUGUCAUCAAAAAAUCCAAAUUCAAAAAAUAAGGAUGGAAUCCUCCACCGUUAUAUCAAAUCUUUGAACCAUUACGAUUAUUUAAUCCAUGAAUUCAUUAAACCAAAUUGUAUUAUUACCAAACACUGUUCAAUUCAAUCACUUCAAAUAUUAUCUUUAGCCUUGCAAUAUUGUUUAGUUAUUGGUGAUAUAAUAACUUGUUAUGAAUUAAGAGGUAGAGUUAUAACUAUGGCUCAGCAAUUAAGAUUACACCGAUGCCCUGCUGCUGUUUUAGGUAUCGCUGGUAAUGAUGAUGGUAAUGUAAACUUAAGAAAUUUCAUGCAGGGUGAAAGACGUAUUUUAUUUUGGUGUAUUUACUGUCUUGACAUUUAUUCUUCCUUAAACCUAGGUGUUCCAAGAUUAUUCAAAGAUUUUGAAAUUGAAUGUGCCUUACCAUUCAGUGGUAAAAAUGAUGACGACGACGAUGAUAAUGAAAAUAUCUUGAUUAUAAAUAAUACCAAGCUUUCAAUCGUGGGGAAAGUUUCAAAAUUUGCAUUAAGUGUUAUGUUAUAUUGUAAAGUAUUAGGUCAUAUUCUUGAUUCAAUUUUUUCAAGAUUUGAUACAACUAAUGCCCAAGAAAAAUCUUUAGAAAAAGAUAGAAUGCUUGAUUGUUGGAGAAGAGAAUUACCAAGUGACCUUAAAUUUGAAGUUGAUGUUAAUGGCUUUUCAUUAAAAGACCAUAAAACUUUAGGUGAUUCUGAUGAUAGUAUGUGGAAAAACUAUAAUAAGCAACAACUAACUUUAAUCUUUUUAUAUUAUCAUGCCAAAAUUUUAAUUUAUUUACCCAUCAUCUCCAAAUAUGGUAACCACCAUAACGUUGGUCUUUCAACUAAAGAACAAUUGAGUAAAGGACAACAUGAUGUUUCCAACAUAGUAUCAAGUGUUAGUAUGAUUCAACAGUCAUCUAUUCAAAUCCUUGAAGUUUUGAAAAGUCUAACCAAAUAUUCAUCUUCUUAUUUAUUACCAGUUCCAAUCAAUAUUGCAAGAGAACAAGCUAGAUUCACCCUCCUUGUUGCUAAAGGUAGUCUUGACUAUAUAAAAGGUGGUCCAUUAUACCAAAACCUGAAGCAGUUAUUAUUAGAUACCAUAUCUAAUUUGAAUCUAGAAAGUGGUAAUGAUAUCCCCGGUGGGUUAACUAAAAAUUCAGUCAAGCUAUUGGAAUUGGCAACUUUAAGUAUUCUUGGAUUAAAUUUGAAUAAGAAUACUUCGAAUUUGAAGAAAAGAUUGAGUAUGUCAAUUCCAAAUGCCCAACCAAUCACCAAAACAGCGGUCGAUCGUGGUAAGCAACUGCAAUCCACCAAUGGUCAAUAUAAAGCACAAGGACCAAGACAUUCCUCAAUCAGUCAUUCCAAUUCCAUCACCAACAACUUAACUAGUGAAUUUGACAAUGAUGAAAUGUUCAAUACGGCAAUCCAAGUAGCCCCACAUAGACAAAGUUUCGAUGACAGAGCCAUGCACUCAAACAAUCUCAAUCCAAACGGUUACGACUCAACUUUCCCUCCAAAACAGACCUCCAUCAAUCAAGAAGACUUCAAUCUUGUUUUCAAUAACAACAAUAAUUUGAACCAAUUCACUAACAUGAGUUCAAGUAAUAGCAGUUCCGACAGCAAUAAUAAUGGAGACAACGGCGACACCCCACCCGACGGUUUGGACAACAUCCUUCAAUUUGACCCAUUCAAGGUCAAUUUGAACAGACAGCUCAUGAUGAAUGAAUUUGCAGCCGAUGGGUCCUUGGGGUUGGUUCCAUUCUUGGACAUGUCUCACGAUGAGAACAGCGAGUUCAACCACGACAUGACCCAGUCAAACGGAAGCCACUUCGAAUGGCCAUAA